AAAAUUCAUCGGAAGUUGAGUGUACGGAGGUUGUGAAAAUCAACACGUGUCUCAUAAACAAAAUUACGAUGGCGGACCACGGCGAAAACAGAGACGGUGCCUCCGCCUCCGUAAGAGUCCUCAACCACCACUCCGAAGAUUUAGACACAAUAAGCUCUUUGCCUGAUGUGAUCCUCCAUCAAAUUCUCUCCUUAUUUCAGACCAAAUACGCCAUAAGAACUUCCAUCUUGUCCAAACGAUGGAGGUAUGUUUGGUUCGAAACACCUUCUCUCUACUUCGAUGAUUGCUAUAAACUAGAUGCUGAUUCUGUAGAAAAAACCCUAGAUCACUACAGGGCUCGCAAGAUUAUGACUUUUCAGCUCUGUGCCACAUCCGUAGUCGAUCUUCCUUACAAUGAAUGGAUCGAGUUCGCCAUGUCCCGAAACGUGGAGAAUCUGUUUCUGAAUUUCGGUUACCUUAAGUAUGAUCUCUCAAUAUGUUACUCCUGGUAUAUUAAGCUAACCCUACACACAAUGGAUUGUGACAUGGACACCAUACAUGAUAAGGAUGUUAGCAACUACUUGUGUGGCUUGAAUCUGAAUCACUGCUGGGUCUUUGGGAAUGUUUUCCAUUGGAAUGUAGAGUCAAAGCAUGUGGCUUCGUUCAUGGAACUUAUGAUUAAAACCACAAAGGCAUUAGAGAAAAUGGUCGUAAGGUUGGAAAGUUACCUUGAUGGAAGAGAUUUUGAAGAAUUGCUUGAGAUGGUUCCCAUGCUUUCUCAAAACAACAAUGUCUCCAUUGAGUUUAGCUCUACAUCGGCUUGGUUGAGCUAA
Arabidopsis lyrata subsp. lyrata is the source of this 812-nucleotide messenger RNA. Its product is annotated as putative F-box protein At1g49610. The coding region runs from base 69 to 812 and encodes 247 amino acids. The transcript has 3 exons. NCBI's taxonomy places the organism in Eukaryota, Viridiplantae, Streptophyta, Magnoliopsida, Brassicales, Brassicaceae. The record is from RefSeq and is a predicted model, not a curated record. Gene Ontology annotation, molecular function: protein binding.